CUUCUCUCACAUUCUGCCCUCUAACUCUCCACAUAAGUUCUUAAUCUCAUUCAAAGCUGAUUAAGAACUCAAGGCAAUGGCUGAAGAACAACUAGGAGUGCUCAAGGCACUCGAUGUUGCGAAGACGCAACUUUAUCAUUUCACGGCAAUUGUCAUCGCUGGGAUGGGCUUCUUUACGGAUGCAUACGAUCUGUUUUGCGUCUCUUUGGUGACCAAGCUCCUUGGCCGCAUCUACUACUUCAAUCCGUUGUCAGAGAAGCCUGGAUCACUUCCUCCUCAUGUUGCGGCCGCUGUCAAUGGUGUGGCGCUUUGUGGAACCCUUGCUGGUCAGCUCUUCUUCGGAUGGCUUGGCGACAAGCUCGGAAGGAAAAAAGUCUACGGUGUCACUUUAAUCAUGAUGAUUUUGUGCUCUGUCGCUUCCGGUCUCUCCUUCGGAAACAAAGCCAAGGGUGUCAUGACCACCCUCUGCUUCUUCAGGUUUUGGCUGGGAUUCGGUAUUGGAGGUGACUACCCUCUUUCUGCCACCAUCAUGUCUGAAUACGCAAACAAGAAGACCCGUGGUGCUUUCAUCGCCGCCGUGUUUGCUAUGCAAGGUAUCGGGAUCUUGGCUGGAGGUUUUGUUGGUUUAGCAGUAUCUUCCAUAUUCGACAAGAAGUUUCCAUCACCGAUCUACGCAGUCGACAGAGCUCUCUCAACGCCUCCACAAGCUGAUUACAUUUGGAGAAUCAUUGUCAUGUUUGGUGCUCUACCCGCAGCCUUGACUUACUACUGGCGUAUGAAGAUGCCCGAAACUGCUCGUUACACCGCUUUAGUGGCCAAGAACCUCAAACAGGCGACACAAGAUAUGUCAAAGGUCUUACAAGUGGAGCUUGAAAUGGAGGAGAGGGAGGAAGAUAUCCUUAAGGACCCCAGACUUAACUAUGGUUUGUUCUCCAAAGAAUUCCUUAGACGACAUGGUCUUCCCCUGCUCGGAUGUACAACCACUUGGUUCUUGCUUGACAUUGCAUUUUACAGCCAAAACUUGUUUCAAAAGGAUAUCUUCUCGGCUAUCGGAUGGAUCCCAAAGGCAUCCACCAUGAACGCCGUCCAUGAGGUUUUCAAGAUUGCGAGGGCUCAAACUCUCAUCGCGCUCUGCAGUACUGUCCCUGGUUACUGGUUCACCGUUGCGUUUAUUGAUAUCAUGGGAAGAUUUGCUAUCCAACUGAUGGGAUUCUUCAUGAUGACAGUCUUUAUGUUUGCAAUCGCCUUCCCGUAUGACCAUUGGAUCAAACCCGACAAUCGUAUCGGAUUCGUGGUUAUGUACUCUCUAACUUUCUUCUUCGCCAAUUUUGGACCAAACGCAACCACCUUCAUUGUACCCGCUGAGAUCUUUCCGGCUAGGCUAAGGUCCACAUGCCAUGGAAUAUCAGCUGCAACAGGUAAGGCUGGAGCCAUCGUGGGAGCUUUUGGGUUCCUAUACGCAGCUCAGCCACAAGACAAGACCAAGACGGACGCAGGAUAUCCACCGGGCAUUGGAGUCAAGAACUCAUUGAUCAUGCUUGGUGUCAUCAACUUUGUCGGUAUGCUCUUCACUUUCCUUGUCCCUGAGCCCAAAGGAAAAUCCCUCGAAGAACUCUCCGGUGAGACUGAGGCAGAGAAAUGAUCGCCAUGAAACUACAUUGUAUUUCUAUUUUUCAUAUUUGGUCUCAAGUGUGAUGUUUGUUUUUGUGUUGUUUUUUUAAUAUAUUUGCUUGCCGAUCCUAACGUUUUGUGAUCUUAUAAGAAGAAUGUAUAAUGUACUGUUAUCCAUUAUUUCUGCA
Messenger RNA from Raphanus sativus (radish), 1799 nucleotides. Its product is annotated as probable inorganic phosphate transporter 1-3. The transcript is spliced from 3 exons. Gene Ontology annotation, cellular component: membrane. The coding region runs from base 77 to 1642 and encodes 521 amino acids. Lineage: Eukaryota; Viridiplantae; Streptophyta; Magnoliopsida; Brassicales; Brassicaceae. Gene Ontology annotation, molecular function: phosphate transmembrane transporter activity. The record is from RefSeq and is a predicted model, not a curated record. Gene Ontology annotation, biological process: transmembrane transport; phosphate ion transport.